AUGCCUACCGAACUCGAAGAGUUAGUGGGUUUUUUGCACUCGCCACAACCUGCCGUUGUCCAAAUCGCCCUCGAUAACCUAGUGGGCUUUUCCCUGGGCCCGCACCAGCAGGUAUUCGCCUACGACAACUAUGAGGCGAUUAAAGACUUGAAGAAAUUGUCCCAGGACACAGGCAAAACCAUGGUGAGUCAGUCUGUGACGAUCUUGGCCAACUUGUGUGGUGACGAGACCAUGCGCCGUUUGAUUGUGGAGGAUAUCAAGUACCUUGAGUUUCUUGUGAAUGCGAUUAUCCGGCCCACCAACAUCAACGGCGAUUUGAUGUGCAUUUUGUUGGCCAACAUGGCCAAGAGCGACGCCAUCACGAAAAUAUUCAACAUCAAGGUCACGCUUCUGGACGAGCAGAAGAAGUUUUUCGCUCUGGAAAACGCCAUGGACUGCCUUAUGGACUGCUUUGUCAAGGGCUUUGACAGAUCGUUGAACAAGUACGCCGACUACGACUACUUGUCGUACUUUUUCGCCGACAUUUCCCGCUUCGAGAGCGGCCGCCGCUAUUUCAUCACCGAACAAGAGUACGACCACGUUGUGCCGAUUUCGAAGUUGCUUGUGUUCACAGAAAAGUACGACUCCAAAAUCAGACGUGAAGGUGUUGCUUCCACCAUCAAAAACUCCUUGUUUGACGUUGACAGCCACGAAAAAUUGGUCACCGACGAGAACAUCAACCUUUUGCCAUAUAUUCUCUUGCCUGUCGCAGGCCCAGAAGAGUUGGACGAAGACGAUAUGUUCAACUUGCCAGACGAAUUGCAGUUGUUGCCGCCCGACAAGAAAAGAGAUCCGGUCGAGUCAAUUCUUUGCACACACCUCGAAUCGCUUUUAUUGUUGUGUUCCACCAGAGCCAUGCGUGACUACUUGAGAGAGAAAGCAGUCUAUCCUUUGGUUCGUGAACUUCACAAGGCCGCCGAUACAGAAGAAGUCACAGCUCUAUGUGACAGAGUGGUGCAAAUGUUGAUGAGAGAUGAGGAGAAUGGGGAAACUAAGACUGACGCGGACAUGGAUGUGGAUUCGGAUGAGGACGACAAAAUCGUGGAGAUUGUGUAA
Messenger RNA from Clavispora lusitaniae ATCC 42720, 1095 nucleotides. It is a transcript of the gene HGH1, whose product is annotated as Hgh1p. NCBI's taxonomy places the organism in Eukaryota, Fungi, Ascomycota, Pichiomycetes, Serinales, Metschnikowiaceae. The record is from RefSeq and is a predicted model, not a curated record.